Molecule: messenger RNA, 5758 nt
Organism: Silurus meridionalis
Lineage: Eukaryota; Metazoa; Chordata; Actinopteri; Siluriformes; Siluridae
Gene: rims2b
Product: regulating synaptic membrane exocytosis 2b
Exons: 39
Coding region: 211-4713 (1500 amino acids)
Biological process (GO): intracellular protein transport; regulation of membrane potential; regulation of synaptic plasticity
Cellular component (GO): presynaptic membrane; cytoskeleton of presynaptic active zone
Molecular function (GO): transmembrane transporter binding; small GTPase binding
Source: RefSeq, a predicted model, not a curated record
AGAAGAAAAAAGGAAGAAGGAAAGCAGGAAAAAGGGUGGAGGAAGCAACAAAAAAUAAACAAUAAAGGAAAUAAAAAAGGCCUCGGGAUUUUUUUUUUUUUAAUUUUCCCCCUGUUUUGAUGGACACGCGCGAGACCGUGGUUUGCGGUGGAAAUGGGUUAGACUGGGAUUAGACAUGACGUGGAGCUAGAAGAGGAAAACAUUGAAAAGAUGUCAGCUCCAGAGAUGCCGGACCUAAGCCACCUGACCGAAGAGGAGAGGAAGAUCAUCCUCUCGGUCAUGGAUCGACAGAAGAAAGAAGAAGAGAAGGAGCAGUCCACGUUGAAGAGGCUGCAUCAGCAGUUUGAGAUGUAUAAGGACCAGGUGAAUAAGCUCGGUGAUGAGGCUCAGAAGAAUCAGAUUCAGAAGAGCGACUCUCCCACCUGUGGGAUUUGCCACAAAACCAAAUUUGCAGACGGCUGCGGCCGCGUGUGUUCUUAUUGCCAAACCAAGUUCUGUGCUCGUUGCGGCGGCCGAGUGUCUCUGCGCUCCAACAAGGUAAUGUGGGUGUGCAACCUGUGCCGAAAACAACAAGAAAUCCUCACCAAGUCCGGAGCCUGGUUCUACGGAGGUGCUGAGGGCCGAACGUUAGGACCCGAAGUCAAAGGUCAUCAAGACUCGUCUGGAUUAGCUGUGAAAAACGCUACAGUUCCAGUAAACAGGAGAAGAAGCCCAUCAGCGUCCAGGACCCACAAAGGGGACGGCUUAGGAAGAUCUUAUCAUGGGGACGGAGUCAUACGUAGAUCUCCGUCCGACUCGAACCGCUGGCGUUACCAUGACCCCCAUUUGGACGUUCAGAUGAACGAUCGUGAGCUCCAGAGGCAGCGUGAAGAGGAGUAUCGUUCGCGGUACCGCAGCGACCCCAACCUCGCACGGUACCCUGUUAAACCACAGCCCUACGAGGAGCAGAUGCGAAUCCACGCUCAGGUUUCUAGAGCACGGCAUGAACGGCGCCACAGUGACGUUUCCUUGGCCUUCACUGAACUCGACGAGGCUCACAACGGUUACGGCGGCCAGCGCACCGCGUCGACGCGCUCAUAUUCAAUGGACAGAAGCUCGGCGGCUCACAGGACGUUCAGUAAAACACACCAUCUGGAUCCUGGCAUGAUCGAUGGUGUGUUGAGGACCGACUCGCUCAGCUCAGAUCAGUCAGAGUCCAUGAGACCUGCAAGGAGCCACAGAGCAGGGCGGUUCAUGGCGGCGGGGAGCUUCAGCAGUUCGGAGGAGGAGAUAAACACCACACCGGAGUACACCAGCUGUGAGGACGCAGAGCUCGAGUGUGAAUCCUUCGGUGAAAAAGGAGAUAUGGACGGCCACUGGUGGGAUUAUGCGUCUUGGCAUAACGAGUCCUCGUCUGUGUCUAUGCACCCGGUGACGUGGCAGCCGUCCAAAGAUGGAGAUCGGUUAAUCGGGAGGAUUUUACUGAACAAGCGGAUGAAGGACGGCACGGUGCCCCGAGACACGGGAGCUCUUCUGGGCCUCAAGGUGGUUGGAGGGAAAAUGACUGAAUCUGGUCAGCUUUGUGCUUUUAUUACCAAAGUGAAAAGAGGAAGCUUAGCAGAUACAGUUGGCCAUCUCCGACCAGGUGAUCAGGUUCUCGAGUGGAACGGCAGGGUUCUUCAGGGAGCCACGUUUAAGGAAGUUUAUAAUAUUAUUCUUGAUUCCAAACCUGAGCCUCAGGUUGAGCUUCUGGUCUCGCGGCCCAUUGGUGAUGUACCCAGGAUAUCCGACAGCACACACGGACAGCUUGAAUCCAGUUCGAGCUCGUUCGAAUCGCAGAAGAUGGGUCCGUCCAUAUCCGUCACAUCUCCCAUGAGUCCCGGCGUGCUCCGUGAUGCUCCUCAGCAUCUGUCCGGACAACUCUCAAGUCCAUGCCUUAAUAGAAGAACAACGCCUUUUGUCCCUAGGGUCCAGGUUAAGCUGUGGUACGACAAAGUGGGCCACCAACUCAUCGUCACCAUUCUAGGCGCCAAAGACCUGCCGGGUCGAGAGGAUGGGCGUCCCAGGAACCCCUACGUCAAAAUCUAUUUCCUUCCUGACAGAAGUGAUAAAAGCAAGAGAAGAACGAAAACAGUGAAGAAGUCGCUGGAACCUAAGUGGAGCCAGACGUUCAUGUACUCGCCCGUGCACAGGCGCGAGUUCAGGGAGAGAAUGCUGGAGAUCACGCUGUGGGACCAGGCACGGGUUCGGGAGGAGGAGAGCGAGUUCCUUGGAGAGAUUUUAAUCGAGCUGGAGACGGCCCUGUUGGACGAUCAGCCUCACUGGUAUAAACUCCAAACCCAUGAUGUUUCCUCCAUGCCACUGCCCAACCCUUCACCGUACAUGCAGAGACGCUUCAUCCAGGGAGAGAGUCCAACACGGAGACUGCAGAAUAAAGGCUCGUAUUAUCACGGCCCAGGAUCACAGCGAAUCAGUGACAGCGAGUUUUCCGAUUACGAGGACGGAGUCGGCGUCAUAUCAGAUCACCGGCACAAUGGCAGAGAGUUCCAGAGCUCCACCCUGUCCGUUCCCGAGCAGGUCAUGUCGUCCAAUCACCGCUCUCGAUCAGACGUGAUGCGCAAUCGCUCUCGUUCUCCGAGCGUUCCUCCUCCUCACAGUCGGAGUUUAGACCACGGCGUCAGAGGACCGGUGCAUUACGGACCUCGGCAUCGACUCUCAGAAGAUCAAUAUUCUCCCGAUAGAAGCUCAGUCACUCACCCUCAUCGAGUCCGAACCAGAUAUCACACCAUCGAUACGCCUUUCCAGGACCACAGUAACUUAUACCCACUCUAUCGGGAAGACGCCCUGAAGUUGUUGCGCUCAGCUAAGACGACCCGCAGCUACUCUCACAGGGCUUAUGGUAGUUUGGAGAGGAGGAUGAGGAGCGAUAGAAGAAUGUCUCUCUACAGCGACUCAUAUCAAUCUCCAGAGAGGCAUUACAACAGUCCCAAUCACGUUCCCUCACCAUGGCCUAAUCAUCUCACCAACGGAUCUGCUGAUGAGUACAGGAACUUCCCCAAGAUUGAAAUUGAGCCUUCUACAGAUGCAGAAAGAGAGGAACAGAUACCAGAGUUCCCAGCUAGCCACCAAGUGUUUGAGGAGGAUCUGAGGUACGCUCGCGUCGCGGCGGACAGACAUUACAGGUCGAGGUCAGCUGACCAGCGGCCCAUGAUGGAAAGACACUUCUACACCCGUUCUCGCUCGUCCGAGCGUCCCGAACCGUCCUACAUGAGGUCCAUGCCGUCUUUACCCUCCAGGAGAUCUGCCCCUCCUUCUCCUGCCCUAACGAGGGCGAAUCCUCGGGCCGGGUCGCUCCAAACGAGUCCCCUGGGCACGCCGGCGUCCGCACGCAGGGGCCGACAAUUACCGCAGGUCCCCCCGAAGGGCUCCAUUGACCGGAAUAAUGGAGAGGGCGUGGCAGAGCCUUACGAAGAGGUGACGUGGGAGGACCAGCAGAAAAAAGUCUCUGGCUCGGGGGAGACGAUAACAGAGAACGGAGAUGCAGGUUCUCUGAAGGAUCCAUCCAGGCGGGGAAUGGACAGCCUGUCCAUGAAGUCCUCGGACAGCGACGUCAGCGACGUCUCCGCCAUGUCCAGCACGUCUCGGCUCAGCAGCGCCAGCUACAUGUCCGUCCAGUCGGAGAGAGCGCGGGCCGCUCGCAAAAUCAGCCGUGGCGAGGCUGUCCAGCAGAGUCAGUCUCAGGGGGAGGAGAGUGUAAUGGGGAGAGAAGCUAGUGUAGAAGGAGGAGAAAAUGAAGAAGAAAGAGAGAAGGAGAAUGGAGUAGAGGAGGCGGAGCCUGACAGGGCUCAGACAGCGACUCCUGGCUCCAACAUCACCAAGAGCUCCAGCGUAGGAGGGGAAAUGUGCUCGCUCGGCAGGAACGACGACGACGAGGACGACAAGAAGAGACGCUCCAGCUUCGGGGCCAAGAUGGCCGCCAUGGUGGGUCUGGGCAAGAAGAGCCAGAGCACAUCACAGCUGGAUCCAGAGGACGAUGGGAAGAAGAAGAAACCGGCACGUUUGGCCAUUCAGAGGAGUGUAGAGACGGGUUUGGCCAUCGAAAUGAAGAGCAGGAUGACACGGCAGCUGAGCAGAGACACGGCUGAGGAGGGGGAGAAGCUCAAACCCGGAAAUCUUAUUUUCCCCGGCGUAAAAAUCUCAAGAGACAGUCAGUUCACAGAGUUCCUGGAUGGUUUAGGCCCCGCCCAACUUGCUGGGAGACAGACCCUGGCCACACCCCCAAUGGGUGACAUUCAGAUCGGCAUGGUGCACAGGAAAGAGCGUCUGGACGUGGAGGUGAUUCGUGCUCGAGGUCUGGUGGGAAAACCGGGCAACAAACAGACUCCAGCUCCGUACGUGAAAGUGUAUUUACUGGACAACGGGAAGUGUGUAAACAAGAAGAAGACGCGUCUGGCAAGGAAAACACUGGACCCUCUGUAUCAGCAGCAGCUGCAGUUUGAGGAGAGUCCUGAGGGAAAAGUUUUACAGAUCAUCGUGUGGGGGGAUUACGGCCGUAUGGACCACAAGUCGUUCAUGGGAGCAGCUCAGAUCCUGCUGGAUGACUUGGAGCUCACAAACAUGGUGAUCGGUUGGUACAAACUGUUCCCCCCCACCUCGCUGGUGGAUCCGACGCUGGCCCCUUUGAGCAGUAAAGCUCCUGAAAGAGCAGCCGGGAAAUCAAGCGUUCGCUCAUAACGGCACCGAGACGUCCUCUGCAUGCUUCACGCUGCGUCCCGCGGGAAAACCGAGAGCAAGAACGUGUCGCCUUCUUCCUGCUGCCAAAAGACAAACAAGGAAAUGAGGAGACACAGGAGACGAGCAUUUGGGGUCGAGUAUCAUUAAUGACUGACAGACAGACAGAGAGAAGACAGACAGACAGACAGAAAGAAGACAGACAGACAGACAGACAGACAGCUCAGAGGUCCCAGACAGAAGAAGACAAAUAGCAUUGUGUCUGGUUAAACAAAAGAGAUCGUUUUGGGAUGGAAAGUCUCCAACCUUGGGCUGAUUUGUCUCCUUUUCACACGGAUGACAGUGCGAUUCCUCCUCAGCUUCGGAAGUCUGUCAAGAAAGGAGAAGAAAAAAAACCUACAAAAAGCCAUGUGGACCAAAAAAGGAGAAGAGAGAGGUAUGGUGGAGCUCCGAAAAUCCAAAACAUCGUACGUGUCUGCUUCUCCCGAUGAAGCAAAAUGACCCUCUGUGAGGACGAAGAAAACAAACAAACAAAAAACCCCAAAAGGUCCUGUUUUUGAACGAGAGAUGAUGAACUUGUUCUGUUUCAUGUCAGUGUUUUUUUUACUCCAGAAGUUUGGAGGAAAAAAAAAAAAAAAAACGCACAAAAGCAAAUGAACAUUCAUUACAAAAGGAUGAAUCCAGAACAAUAUAAAAAUAAAGCCAAUUUCGUUCGAGGUCAAGAGAAUGAUGGCGACCGUAAGGUUUUAAAUGAUGUUCUGUUUCAUAUGCAAAAGGAACUCUGUGUUCUCCAUGCUCAGGUUGGGAUGGAGGGUAAAAAAAACACACACACACAAAAGCCAUGAGUGAACUACCAAGAGAAAAAGAACGUGAGAAGAAGCUGAGAAGGACAUCUGAAGCCUUACUGCACUUCCUCAAGAUUCGAAACGAUUCAUCAUUUAAAAAAAAUAUUUUUUAAACAAAUAAUAAAAAAUGAACGAGGGAACUCCUUUGCGCUCGGGUACGAUGCUAUUUUCAGUGAUGUACUGUAUUAAAGUCAUGAGAAACA